AUGCCUAGCGAUAAGGGAUACAGCUACAAGAGCUCUGGCACUAACAGCCAGGGCAACCACUACUGCAGUCGCGACUACGGCAACGGAUCCAACAGCUAUCACUACUCCAACACCAACGGGUCUUAUUACUAUUCCAACCCUAAUGGAAGUACCUACUACAACAAUGGCAGCGGCGGUUCCACCUACACCCCUCCCAGUGGAAACGGGGGCAAGAAGUGA
Molecule: messenger RNA, 219 nt
Organism: Penicilliopsis zonata CBS 506.65
Lineage: Eukaryota; Fungi; Ascomycota; Eurotiomycetes; Eurotiales; Aspergillaceae
Exons: 3
Coding region: 1-219 (72 amino acids)
Source: RefSeq, a predicted model, not a curated record